Daucus carota subsp. sativus is the source of this 561-nucleotide messenger RNA. Its product is annotated as dirigent protein 22. NCBI's taxonomy places the organism in Eukaryota, Viridiplantae, Streptophyta, Magnoliopsida, Apiales, Apiaceae. The transcript has a single exon. The record is from RefSeq and is a predicted model, not a curated record. The coding region runs from base 1 to 561 and encodes 186 amino acids.
AUGGCAUCAACAAAUUUCAUGUUCGUUGGUCCUAACACAAAGCUACCAUUUAUACUAAUACUGCUUCUAGCCAUUUUCUUAUGCUCAGAAUCAAGGCUCGAUCAUGGGCUGCUUCAAGAAACCAACAUGACUCUUUACAUUCACGACUACUUUUCCGGCCCAAACACGACAAGCAUCGCAAUUGGCGUGCCGUCUGAUGACCAUUGGGUUGUGAAUAGCUUCGGCACCAUGUAUUGCACUGACAAUCCAGUGACGGAGGCCCCUGAGGCCGACUCCGAUUACGUGGGCCGGGCUCAGGGCACUUUUGUGAGUUCAGCCAUGGACGGAUCAAACAGUCAAGUAGUGAUGUCAAUUGCGUUUGAGACAAAUGAAUUCCGGGGAAGUACUCUACAGAUACAAGGCGCUGGUCCUCAAAUGCAGAGUGUUAAAGAGGUGUCUGUUUUGUCCGGUACAGGUGCAUUUCGGUAUGCUAGAGGUUUUGCCACGUUCGAGACUAUUUUUUAUGACAGGGCAGCUAAUUAUUCAGUUGUGGAAUGGAAUAUUACUAUGGAGCAUUACUGA